Mixia osmundae IAM 14324 is the source of this 2832-nucleotide messenger RNA. RefSeq lists its product as uncharacterized. The record is from RefSeq and is a predicted model, not a curated record. Gene Ontology annotation, cellular component: U4/U6 x U5 tri-snRNP complex; catalytic step 2 spliceosome. Gene Ontology annotation, molecular function: protein binding. Lineage: Eukaryota; Fungi; Basidiomycota; Mixiomycetes; Mixiales; Mixiaceae. Gene Ontology annotation, biological process: mRNA splicing, via spliceosome; spliceosomal tri-snRNP complex assembly. Bases 63 to 2786 code for a protein of 907 amino acids. The transcript is spliced from 6 exons.
GCAGGUUUGGCGUGCACCCUUCGACUCCCUUGAGGCUCAUUGGCCCGACCUGAUCGGCCAUCAUGGCAGGCAACUCGGACAAGUAUGCAUUCCUCAAGAUGCAGGCACCACCGGCCUACGUCGCCGGUCUCGGACGAGGUGCCGCUGGCUUCACCACCCGCUCUGAUAUCGGACCGGCACGCGAGGGUCCAUCAGCAGAAGCGAUUGCGGCAGCUCAGGAAGCAAGGGGAGAGGCGCCGGACGAUGACGACAGUGAACAGUACCAAGAUCCAGAGCAAGAGACAGGUCUGUUUGCAGGCAUGGUCUACGAGAAAGACGAUGAGGAGGCGGACAAGAUCUACGAGCUCGUCGAUGCUCGCAUGGACGAACGGCGGCGAGCCAAGCGAGAAGCAAGAGAACGGGAGGAGGAGGAGAAAUAUCUCAGGGAGAAUCCAAGGAUACAAGAGAAAUUCGCAGACCUCAAGAGGGGUCUCGCUUCCGUCUCUGCAGAAGAAUGGGAGAACUUGCCCGAGGUGGGCAACCUGACGGGCAAGAAGAGGAAGAAGACCUUUGACAGGAUGUACGCCGUACCAGAUUCAGUCUUGCUCACGUCACGCGACAAGAACGCUGUGGACUCCUCAAUCGGUACAGAGUCUGAGCCGGGCACCGGUGCCGCCAACUUUGUCGAGAUCGGUCAGGCCAACAAGUCUAUGCUGUCCAUGAAGCUCGAUCAGGUCAAAGACUCCGUAUCUGGCUCGACCACCAUCGAUCCCAAAGGCUAUCUCACCAGCCUAGACAGUAUCAUCCAUAAGACACAAGCUGAGAUUGGCGAUACCAAGAAGGGGAGGACGCUCCUGCAAUCACUCAUCAAGACCAACCCAUCGCAUGCGCCCGGCUGGAUCGCCGCCUCUGAACUCGAAAAGGUAGCCGGCAAAAUUGUUGCUGCCCGAAAGGUCAUCGCAGAGGGCUGUGAGAAAUGUCCAAAGAGUGAGGAUGUAUGGCUUCAAGCAGCAAGACUCAACACGAACGACAAUGCCAAAGUCAUACUCGCCAAUGCCGUCCAACACAUUCCACAGUCUGUCAAGAUCUGGCUAGCCGCUGUCGAUCUGGAGAAAGACGACAAGUCGAAGAAACGCGUGCUGCGCAAAGCUCUAGAACACAUUCCCAAUUCUGUUCGAUUAUGGAAAGAGACUGUCAAUCUUGAGACAGAAGUAGCGGAUGCCCGGGUUCUGCUUUCUCACGCGGUCGAAGUCAUCCCGCUCUCAACAGAGCUGUGGCUUACACUUGCCCGCGUCGAAACACCAGACAAUGCUCGCAAAGUACUCAACAAGGCUCGUCGAGCGAUUCCUACGAGUCACGAGAUUUGGAUUGCCGCUGCUCGUCUACAAGAGGAAUUUCCGACGGGCGAUGAGAGCAUACCCAACGAACAACGUGUCGAUGCAGUCAUGCAGAUGGGCUGUCAGCGACUGCGGCAAGCCGGCGUCGAGCUCUCUCGGGAAGAGUGGAUCAAGGAGGCACUGCGGUGCGAAGAAGAUGGCAGUCUUCUCACAGCCCGCGCGAUCGUCAAUGCGACGAUCCAUCAGGACAUUGACGAAGAUCAGAGAUUGGAGACAUGGGUGGAAGAUGCCCAGAGUGCGCUGGCGACAUCUCACAUUGCUACAGCGAGAGCUAUGCUGGCUUAUGCUCUUCGCGUCUUCCCACAGAAGCAGGCUCUCUGGCGGCGAGCUGCAGAUCUCGAGAAAAAGCACGGCUCGAGGGAGACGCUUCUGGCCUUGCUCGACCGGGCAGUGCAAGCUUGCCCACAGGCAGAGGUACUGUGGCUCAUGUCGGCGAAGGAAAAGUGGAUGGGAGGGGACGUUCCGGGCGCGCGCAAUGUCCUCGAAGAGGCCUUCAAGGCCAACAAAGAAUCCGAGCAAAUUUGGCUUGCUGCUGUCAAGCUCGAAGCCGAGAACGACUCUUUACCUGCCGCUCGGCAACUCAUGGCUCGGGCCAGGACAGUAGCGAACACUGAUCGAAUCUGGAUCAAGGCUGCCGCAUUUGAGCGAUUGCACAGCAGUCCUAGCGACGCACUCAACACGGUCAACGAAGCACUGACAAAGUUUCCGUCGACGGACAAGCUUCACAUGAUAAAAGGCCAGAUCCUCAGUUCUCAAGGCGAGGUCGGCGGGGCGCGCGAAGCGUAUCAGCUUGGAACGAAGAAAUGCCCGAAAUCGAUUGCGCUCUGGCUGCUCGCUUCGAGACUAGAAGAAGGAGCUGGUCUUGCUAUCAAGUCUCGUGCUUUGCUAGAGCGAGCCAGGCACAACAACCCCAACAAUGCGGAGCUCUGGCUCGAGUCCUGUCGACUGGAGCAAAGAUGUGGAGCAGAGUCGCAAGCAAAGACGAUCAUGGCCAAGGCAUUGAAAGAAUGUCCUUCAUCUGGCUUGCUCUGGUCGGAGUCAGUCUGGUUGGAGGCGCGGCCUCAACGCAAGACAAAGUCUGUCGACGCGUUGAAGAAGUCGAACAACGACCCUCUCGUGCUCUGCACGGUCGCUCGGCUCUUCUGGACAGAGCGCAAGCUCGACAAAGCGCGCGCUUGGUUCGAACGCGCCGUCAAUGCCAACCCUGACCUCGGUGACGUCUGGGCUUGGUUCCUUCGGUUUGAGCAGCAACAUGGCAGCAAAGAGCAGCAAGAGUCGGUCGUCAGUCGAUGCAUUGCGGCAGAACCACAUCAUGCAGAAGCAUGGCAACGGGUCAGCAAGGAUCCGGCGAACGCUCGCUUGAGAACGGGCGAGGUAUUGCGCCUUGUAGCGGCAGAACUCGCGCAAUAAUGUUGUCACACUGUUGAUGUCAUUCGUCCAUCGCGUCGCGUUCGGU